This is a messenger RNA of Plutella xylostella (diamondback moth), 1345 nucleotides long. RefSeq lists its product as uncharacterized. The record is from RefSeq and is a predicted model, not a curated record. Lineage: Eukaryota; Metazoa; Arthropoda; Insecta; Lepidoptera; Plutellidae.
UUUGUAUAUAUAUGUAGGUCGUGGCAUGUGGAGGUCCAUGGGAUUAAAAUAUUAUAAAUUAAAAUAACCAGUACCACUUUCAGUAUUUUUUAUUCUUAGAAUCACAUAGGGGAACGUGACCAUUUGAGGCUAGGGCCUUUGAGAUUACCGCUGAUCUCAUCAGAUCAUCAGGUAUGGUAUCAAGUACCAGGGAACUAGGACCAUCGCGCAGUCUCGAUUGUAUCAAUAGCCAGACACAACGUCGGCACGAUCUAAGAGCAUAUUUGAAUUUUAAAAUUCGAAUAGAAUGGUUUCGUUUUUAAACUGUAACAGUCAAUUGUUUUGAAGACGUUAACUCGUUACUGUGAUAUUAAAGUGAUUAAGUGUAAUUUAAUUUGAAGUUACUUCGCUUCGUGUUCGUAAUUAUUUAUCUCUUCAUUUGUUAAGAUGACUAAACUCCCGUGUGUGCUGCUGGCGUGCAUGUCGCUGCUGACGGUCAAUGCGAAACCGAGCCAAAACAUCAUCGCAGAUACCACAACACUUCAAGAUAUCAAACAUGUUGCGUCAUUAGCAUCAGCUGACGACCUUAGAGCGGACACAGAUCAGAGUCCAAGACAAAAGCGAGGUUUUAACUUUUACGACUUCCCGCCAAUCCCUAAUCAAGCGAGGGAUUCUUUCGAGCAGCAAGAAGAUACAGUUCUAGAAAUUUACAGAAAACUGAAGGACAUCUCUAGCAUUGUCAGAAAUCCAACUGUACAGGCUCCACCACAGUUCAUCCCGGUCUACAUUCCAGUUCUAUUCGUCCCUGUACCUUGCAGUUGUGGCGGUCAAAACGGGCAAAACGGCGGAGCAAAUGGCACCACACAAUCAGGCACAGAAAAUGUCACCACACAAUCAGGCAAAGACAAUGUCACCACACAAUCACCGCCAAGGAAUGACACCACCCCGAUGUUCAGUAUCACAGAUAACGAGGACGAUGAUGAUACUAUAAUGAGGCCGAUAUCCUUCAAGCCUAUUCAGCCGGAUGAGCCCUCGAACAGACCAGCACCACCGGUAGAACGAGGAAAUGCUCUAGGGGGAGCAAAAUAAUACAAUAAAAUCAACAAAACAAAAAAAGACCAUAAAAACAGACAAUAAAAUCACAUCGGUGUCCAAAGCAGAUGCUGUCAAAAAGGCUAAGCAUGUGCGACAUGACGUUCUCCAGACUCAAUAAGUAUUCCAUGAGGGGUACCGAAUAACGCUGAUGGUAAAGUGAAUCCUGGGCAUACCCAGACAGUGUGCAGGGCCCCAGCUGUUUUCACCGAAACAUUAUAACCUCCAAGUGCUUUACCGCACUAGGCGGCGAUCUCACAAAACCUAGUGACUU